Molecule: messenger RNA, 1601 nt
Organism: Pseudophryne corroboree (corroboree frog)
Lineage: Eukaryota; Metazoa; Chordata; Amphibia; Anura; Myobatrachidae
Gene: WIF1
Product: WNT inhibitory factor 1
Exons: 10
Coding region: 158-1285 (375 amino acids)
Biological process (GO): anatomical structure development
Cellular component (GO): cell surface; extracellular region
Molecular function (GO): signaling receptor binding
Source: RefSeq, a predicted model, not a curated record
AUUCCAAACUGCCAGAAGCCAGCCCCCUGCAUGAGAUCAGAGCAGUCAGCAGCACUGCUCCGAAACACACGGGGAAAGUAAAUACUAUCUUUAUAAGAGCCCAAGACAGAGGGAGGUGAAAAGUGGAGAGCAAAGCACUAGCAAGUUAUUGAGGAGCAUGGCCCCAUCAUGCUGCUUUGUACUCCAGAUUUGGAGCAUUCUUUUCUGUGUAUUUGCACAAGCAGAGGCUGGUGAACAACAGGAAGACAGCUUGUACAUGUGGAUUGAUGCUUACCAAGCAAGAGUGUUAAUAGGCUUUGAAGAAGAUAUAUUAAUUGUUUCUGAGGGGAAAAUGGCACCAUUCACUCAUGACUUUAGAAAAGCCCAGCAGAGGAUGCCCGCUAUCCCUGUCAAUAUCCAGGCAAUGAACUUUACCUGGCAAGCCACAGGACAGGCAGAAUACUUUUACGAGUUCCUGUCUCUUCGUUCUCUGGAUAAAGCAAUCAUGGCUGAUCCAACCGUUAACAUACCAUUAUUGGGAACUGUUCCACACAAGGCUUCAGUUGUACAGGUUGGUUUUCCAUGCCUUGGCAAUCAAGAUGGGGUGGCAGCAUUUGAAGUUAAUGUAAUAGUUAUGAAUUCAGAAGGCAAUGUGAUUCUUCAAACACCACAAAAUGCCAUCUUUUUCAAGACAUGCCAGCAAGCAAAAUGCCCUGGUGGAUGUAGAAAUGGAGGCUUCUGUAAUGAAAGACAUGUCUGUGAAUGUCCGGAUGGGUUCUAUGGACCACACUGUGAAAAAGCACUCUGCACGCCGCGGUGUUUAAAUGGUGGACUCUGUGUAACUCCAGGAAUGUGCAUCUGUCCACCGGGUUACUAUGGCAUCAACUGUGAUAAAGCAAACUGUACAAUAAACUGUCUAAAUGGAGGAACAUGUUUUUAUCCAGGAAAGUGCAUCUGCCCAUCAGGUUAUGAGGGAGAUCAGUGUGAAACAAGUAAAUGUCACCAGCCAUGCCGAAAUGGAGGCAAAUGCAGUGGUAAAAACAAAUGCAAAUGUUCCAAAGGCUACCAAGGAGAUCUCUGCUCAAAACCUGUUUGUGAACCCACAUGUGGCUCACAUGGAACCUGCAUUGAACCCAACAAAUGCCAGUGUAAGGAAGGAUGGAAUGGCAGAUACUGUAACAAACGCUAUGGAGCAAAUGCCAUGAAUGCUCUAAGGCCAACAGGUACCAAAAACAGACAGCACACGCCUUCACCUAAGAGGACUGAAGACAGGCACGUCCCACCCGAGUCUAAUUAUAUUUGGUGAAGACCAGUACGCAAAGUUCUGAGCAUUCCUUAACCUUCAUUGUGUUGCGGGAUACAAUGCUGUUCGUAACAGUUUGACAUUACUGGCAUGAAUGUUGCUAACUUCAUCAUAAUAAACCUCUGACAUAACAUUUCAUUUUAUGUAAUUGUUAUAGGAGCUUAGUAUUUUUUCAGUGGUUCUUAUAACCUAUGUAAUAUAUGUCCACCAUUCAUUAUGUUUAUUAUUGAAAUAAUAAAACUCAUUUCCAAGGAGAGAUAAGAGGUAGUGACAUUGGGGGUAAUUCAGAGUUGAUCGCAGCAGCAAAUUUGUUAGCAGU